AUGUCGCGCGUGCUGAGGGCUGUGCGCCAUCUUCGGGAGGCAGCAACAAAAUUCACAUUUUGUAUAUGUGUGGAGGCCCUAUAUAUCCAUCUAGACGAACCGGCGACGGUCGUCGUAGACCUCACCAGAGGGCCCCGUCGCGUGCGUGGGAAUGCAACGAUAGAAUUAUCCAAAGGCGAUAAUGAAGUGUCGUUGAAUAUUCCGUUACAGUGCAACGUCACCCUCUUCAAACCUAAGAGCAGCCCUCAGGCCAGCAGUAGCAGCAACAGCAGUCUAAAGAGGCAAAAAUCCAAACUUGAAGGUGUGCCGGAGGCAGUAGGCGCUGCUUCUGGUGUUGCUGUUGCAGCUGACGGGGUCCCGUUUCUGCCUAAGAAAGCGCAGCUGCAGCUGCUCGAUGUGUCGAAGUCUCGUCGUCUGGGAGGCCGUAUCCUCUCUCGCAUGCGGCCGUCGCCUUCUGUAUCGUUCGCGUCUGCGCUGCCUCGAGACCCUUCUGCUGCUGCCUCCAUCUCUCUGUCUCCUGAGACAGCAGCAGAGACUCGAGACUCCGGAGUGCUUUUGGCAGAGGCCUCUUUUGAUCUGGCCUCCCUCGCUGCUGCUCAUAGCAAAGGCGUGCAUCUGCAGACUCUCCGUCUGCCGCUAGAGAAGGCGAAGGGAAAGAUCACGAUUUCCGUCUCCCUGGACAAACUCGAGGGCACAUUUCCAGCGGCCCCUUCACCAAAGCCUACAGCAGAAACAACCGCAACCGCACCGGCAAGGUCGUCUGCAUCGCCCACAAUUGCAACAAUGACAGAGGCAGCAGAAGACGAGCCCUUGGUACUGCGUCUGCCUCACAAGGAGACUCUGCCUUCCUCCUUGGAGACGCCUACCCUCGAAGAAGACACCUCGCCGCAGCAGCAACCUCAAGCAACAACAACAACGGAAGCAGCAGCAGCGACAGGAACUGAAAAGGGAGGGGCAGCACAUCCUUCUUCUGCAGACAAAACUCAACAACCACCGAUGCAGGAACUCGCAUCUACAGGAACAGCCACUACUCCUGCGGAGUUGUCCCCAGCGGAAAGCCAGCGGCAACCGAAGCAGCAGACACAGCAGCAGCAGCAGGCUGAGCUGCGAAGGAAGGACGAGCUAAUCGCAAGUUUGCAGCGCCAAGUAGCGCUCAUGGAAGCAGAGAGUCAUCAGGCGGCAGCCCCACAGUUGGCGCAGCUGUUUGCACAAAUAGACGAACUGCACACGGCGCUUGCUGCAGCGCAGGAACAGCAACUGGCAGCAGCGGAACAACUUCAACAAGAGAGGGAGAAGGGAGACAGCUCUGCAGCUGCUGCCGCGCUGCAGCAGCAGCUGCAGGACGCGGAACAGCGACUGCAGCAGCUGGAAACCCAGAGGCGCGAAAUGCAGCUGCAGCAGCAGGAGCUGCAGCAGAAGAACAGCGAGCAGCAGCAGGAACUGUUGCAGCUUCAGGCGGAAAGGGAUGGGAUGCGUCUUAUUGCGGACGCGUACAAGAAGCAGCUGGAGGAGGUCCACCAGCAGCAGCAGCAACAGCACCAGCAGCACGAGAAGCCGCAGGAAGAGCAGGUGUUGCUGCUGCUGCAACAAGCGGAGCAGUGGGAGCUCGAGAAGCAGCAGUUGCAAAGUAAGCUAGCUGACGAGGCGAGGGAAAAGGAAGCAGCAUUGAAGGAAGUGCGCCUGUUGCAGCAGCAGCUGCAGCAGCAGCAACUGCUGCAGGAAGGUGUGAACCAGAACUCGGACCCAGCAGCAGUACUGCAGCAGCAAAUUAUAUCGCUUCAGCGGCAGCUCGUGGAGGCGGCAGAUGCACGGGAGACGCUGCGCAUUUCUAAGGACCAGACGAUCGCCGAGCUGACCAAAGCCCUUCAGGAAAUGCAGCAAAAACAAGGAGAAGCGCAGGCGGCUCAGCAGCAAACGAUGCAGAAGCUGAACACAUUUAAGGAAGAGGCAGAAGCCCUCAGGGAGAAAAUUCGAUGCCAGGAGGAGACGCUCCAGCGACUCCCCAGUCAGGCAGCCUGGUCUUGCGCCCAGCAGCAGCACCAGCUGCUGCUGCAGCAGCAACGGGAGUGGCAGCAGCAGCAGGAGCAUCAGCAGCGACAGCAGGAGUUGCAGCUAGCAGCAAGAACACGACGCAUAGAAGAGCUGGAGAAGGAGCUGGUUCACGUGAAAGUUGAGUUAGCAGCUGCUGAGCAACGGAGACACGAAGACAUCGACGCCUUCAAAAAGAAGUUGCAGGCGGUAAAGGAAACAGUUGUGGCCUACGCUGCGGCUUCCUCCGGCAGCCUUCAGGCCAAGUCCUCUCUCCACUCCCACAGAGGCAGCAAACACAGCGGCAAUGUCGGCUCCAAUGGGAAGGGUAGUCCUGUGAAGAGGCUGGUGCACAUCAGCAGUCUAAAAGCCCUUUUCCGCUCCAGCAGCUCCAGCCGCCGCAGCAGCAGCUACUGUCGAAGCAGCAGCCGUUUCGUUGUUGCUGCCGCUGCUGACCAGCGCCCUGCUGCAACAUCCACCAGCAAGGGUAGUCACCUGGCCGUACAAAGCCGAUCCCUGAGCGAGAGUCGUUCUGACCUCCUCCGCAGCAGCAGCAACGCACAAGGAUCCAGCAGCAACGGGAGUGGCAGCAGCAGUUACAGCAGCAGCUGCAAGGCACCACCAGCCUCGGUCAGUCUAUUCGGCACGCAACCCGUCGCAGGCGCUCCCAGAGGGCCCUCUGUGACUCGCUUCAGCGCCUCCACGAGCGGCGGCUGCAGCGUCGUGACGCGCUGCGUGCCAUGA
Molecule: messenger RNA, 2772 nt
Organism: Eimeria mitis
Lineage: Eukaryota; Apicomplexa; Conoidasida; Eucoccidiorida; Eimeriidae
Product: pseudouridylate synthase 1, putative
Exons: 13
Coding region: 1-2772 (923 amino acids)
Source: RefSeq, a predicted model, not a curated record